This is a messenger RNA of Paramuricea clavata, 4099 nucleotides long. The record is from the annotation of a GenBank genome assembly. NCBI's taxonomy places the organism in Eukaryota, Metazoa, Cnidaria, Anthozoa, Malacalcyonacea, Plexauridae.
UUUUAUUAUAUUUUAUAUUUUAUUUUAUUAUAUUUUAUAUUUUUUUUUAUUUUAAUUAUAUUUAAACAAAAACAAUUAUAUUUUAUCGCCAUGCAAACAUUCAAAGAACUAGUUUCUUAUGUGACAAGUUUUAUUUGCCAAGUGCAACGUGUGUAUAUGCAACAAAUUUUAUAUGACAAGUUUUCAUACGACAAGUUUUAUUUACUGGUGUGAACGUGUCAGAAAAUGGUGUUAAUCGCCACCAUGACAAACCACGACAGAAAAAUUAUAAUAGUCCGCUGGCCAAUCACAUCAAAUGCUCAGAUUACUUUGACAAGUUUUCUUUGUUGACCCAUACAGACGAACAAAAUUCGUACUUUGACAAUUUCUAGCAUGCUAGCUUUUUCAGUUGAACAAGUGCACUUGUCAUAGAAAAACUUGUCAAAGUUGCGCGUACAGACGAGCAAAUAAAACUUGUCACAGAAAACUUGCUCGUCUGUAACCGGCUUUACAGAAGCAUACAAUAGAACAAAGGUAACCAAGCUUUGGAAUUGUUUACAAAAUAAAUGCUUCUGUAAACUAGAACAAUAUCUCUAUCUUUACGACCGUUACGACAUAUGGAAACCUGGUUUAAAGCCGGGUUCACACCAGCAAUUUUGUCGGCGAUUUUGUUUUUCUGACGGAUGCAAAUGAUUGAACUCGCACGCAAAAGUAUAGAGUCGCCUUGCAGAAGUAAACAAUUCUUUUCCAUGUCAUUCGUUCGAUCACAUUUGCCAGCAGGAGAAAAAUCUCCGACAGAUUUGCUCCAGGCUUAAAGAUGAUGUCCACUCCGUUCUGCGCAUCAGUUCUGCUCAUAACAAAGGGAGACCCCCAGAUAUAAAUAAACAUUGCCCAAAAUUUGCAUCUUUCGAACUUUUUUGAAUUGAAACGUACAGUUUAUAUUCAUUUACAAGUAUAGCGAACCAGAAAAGAUUUAGAUAUUCAGUUAGUAUAUCAUAUUUUACAAAUACAGCAGUUCAAAACAUAAACAAAGUUCGCGCAUGUGCACAGGAGUGGACAUCAUCUUUAAACUGUUCUUUUUAUAUGGCAGUUUUUCUUUUCCAGGCGUUCUUUUCCCACGCUUUUCCAAUGCAAAGUAACGGCACGAUUUCUCCUUUUGCAUUCCCACCAUCACCCAACAUCCCUCUAUUCUCCCUCUCACCCACACACCCCCCACACCACAGCAACUCCGCUCCACGCCACGACACCUCCAAGAAAAAAGAGGGUACCUUCAAAUCAACCCCAGGUUCCCAAGACAAGACGUUUGAGUCAAGCAAACGUUCGUCAUGUGCGGAAAGUACAAACAAGACCAAGACAGAUUCGUCGAGUGUUCACAAACAAAAUCUCUUUAUACCACUCCAGGUUUGUACACUGAUCGCAAUGCUAUGGCUGGAUAGUGCAUCUGGUAGUAUCUUCGUGCUCCUUUCUCGUACCCAGAGCCCGUCUCACGCUCGGUCAACACCGCGCUGCACUGACUGCACGUCCUGGACACGAGAAUAGUUUCGCCUACAGUGGAGUUAGGUAUAGGGAACAAUGCGGUCAAAUGUCCGCGUAUUGAGGGGGGGCACCCAAUGAGUGUAGUUUUAGAUUCGUUCAAUUCCGACGAAUUGAAUACAUUGCAUUGACACCGUUAAAAAUUGAUUUAUGCAGAUAUUGAAUUUUGGGUCUCUGUAACGAACAUUUCCUGUAUUGCGGAGGCACUUGGAGAAUAAUGUUAUUCUCCAAGUGCCUCCGCAAUACAGGAAAUUUUCGUUACAGCAGAGACCCAAAGUUCAAUAUUUUUCCGGGGAAGCAUACCCCCGCUUCCCUAGAAUUGUCACGUCACUAGUGAUUAAGUUGCCCUUACCCCCACGCCUCAAAAAUUAUGGCGGUGUCACUGAUUCAACUAUGGUCGCUUCAAGUCUAUAUACUUAAAAGUUCUCAUCGAGAUUAAGUAUCCUAUCGUAAUCUAGGUGUCGCUCAAGAAGAAUGAGGUAGUAAAUACCUCGCCAACUAAAACAUCUAAAGGCACAGAUACCAAGGAAGCAAACAAACCCGAAACCCAGGAAACAACGAAACCGGAAACCCAGGAACCAACCAAGACCCAAACCACGUCUGAGUCAAGCAAACGUUCGUCAUGUGCGGAAAGUACAAACAAGACCAAGAUAGAUCCUUCGAGUGUUCACAAACCAAAUCUCUUUAUACCACUCCAGGUUUGUACACUGAUCGCAAUACUAUGGCUGGAUAGUGCAUCUGGUAGUAUCUUCGUGCUCCUUUCUCGUACCCAGAGCCCGUCUCACGCUCGGUCAACACCGCGCUGUGCUGACUGCAGGUCCUGGACACGAGAAUAGUUUCGCCUACAGUAGAGUUCGGUAUAGGGAACAAUGCGGUCAAAUGUCCGCGUAUUGAGGGGGUGGGGGGCACCCAAUGAGUGUAGUUUUAGAUUCGUUCAAUUCCGACGAAUUGAACACAUUGCAUUCACACCGUUAAAAAUUGAUUUAUGCAGACCGUUACAUUAUUCUCCAAGUGCCUCCGCAAUACAGGAAAUGUUCGUUACAGAGACCCAAAAUUCAAUAUUUCUCCGUGGAAACAUACCCCGGUCCCCUAGAAUUGUGACGUCACUAGUCAUUAAGUUGCCCCUACCCCCCACCCCCCCCCAAAAAAAAAAAAUUAUGGCGGUGUCACUGAUUCUAAUAUGGCCGCUUCAAGUCUAUCUAGUUAAAAGUUCUCAUUGAGAUUAAGUAUCGUAUCGUAAUCUAGGUGUCGCUCAAGAAGAAUGAGGUAGUAAAUACCUCGCCAGCUAAAACAUCUAAAGGCACAGAUACCAAGGAAGCAAACAAACCCGAAACCCAGGAACCAACGAAACCCCAAACUCGGGAACCAACCAAGACCCAAGCCCAGGAACCAACCAAGACCCAAACCCAGGAACCAACCAAGACCCAAACCCAGGAACCAACCAAGACCCAAACCCAGGAACCAACGAAACCCCAAGCCCAGGAACCAACCAAGACCCAAGCCCAGGAACCAACCAAGACCCAAACCCAGGAACCAACGAAACCCGGAACCCAGGAGCCAACGAAACCUGAAACGCAGGAACCAACGAAGACCCAAGAAACCCAGGAACCAACCAAGACCCAAACCCAGGAACCAACCAAGACCCAAGAAACCCAGGAACCAACCAAGACCCAAACCCAGGAACCAACCAAGACCCAAGAAACCCAGGAACCAACGAAUACCCAAGAAACAGUCAAGCCUGAAGAGAAAGACACUUCAACAACAACAAAACCGAAUACAAAUGAACCUUCAAAGAAUGAUAGGACAUCGAUCAAAAACAACGCAGGAACCUCGACAGGAACGAAAGCAAAGCCAGUAUUACUGGCCCCAAGUUUCUUUACCAAAAAAGAAUAAGUCUAAUUUUAUCUUGUACAAAGAAAGGUAACUUGGAACAAUGGGCUGGCAUCUCUACCAAGGAAAGUAUAGGCAUGGGAUUAAUUGUUGUCGUCAUUUUAAUUUGUUUAUUGUAGUUAGAUCAGGACCCGGUUGUUGAAAGCACGAAUAGCGAUAACCCUGGGUUAAAUUUAACCCAUUGCUUUGGUUUAUGUAUAUGUGUACGUCUGUUUAUUUCAAAAUGACUUUAGAAAAUUAAACUUCUGACGAUCCAGACAAGAUUUCUGAAAAAAUAUUUCCAAGUUUAUAAACAAGGUGACGGGAAGUAUGCUUUGAAUUUCACAUCAACCCAGGGUUAAGUUAACCGGCUUUUGCCGAACAACCGAUGGUAAGCUAAUAUAGUUAAAGUUUUUAUACCUUACGGAAAAGGUAGCACAGGCUUCGCUAUUUACAAUUCAAGUAUUCAAGGACGGAGAACAGUCUUGAAAUUGUUUAUAUACAGAUUCAUUAAAAAUAAUUUAAAUGAAAAAUAUGCAACAAAAUAGGUAGGCCCUAUAGAUGUAGUUGCAUAUAUCAAAUUUGUAUUUUGUUUAAAGUUUAAAAAAAGGUAUUCUAGCUUAAUUUAAGUAUUUAGUGUAGUCGUCAGCAUCUCGAAAGACUUUAUCACGAUAAUAUAAACCUUGAAAUUGAAACAAAUAUAUAAAUAUGUUUUUAU